Adelges cooleyi (spruce gall adelgid) is the source of this 942-nucleotide messenger RNA. RefSeq lists its product as uncharacterized. The transcript has 11 exons. The record is from RefSeq and is a predicted model, not a curated record. Bases 195 to 839 code for a protein of 214 amino acids. Lineage: Eukaryota; Metazoa; Arthropoda; Insecta; Hemiptera; Adelgidae.
CAGUACUCUGAAACGCGUGAAACGACAAAAAUAUUGAACACUAGUAUACAUUUGUCAAUAAUUGUUUUUCGAUAUUUUCUUUAAUCGUGUUUUGUGGUUACGUAAUCUUUGCAUCAAUGUAAGAAAAUCACGAUUUUGUACCUGCGUGCUUACAACAACACAAGUUUAAACUACACGCCAGGAACAAUACAAAAAUGAAACUUUUCUAUGUGAUAGUGAUCUAUGCGUUUUUAAAUGUUGUGGCAAAUGGUGAAAAUGUAGAAGAUAGAAAGAACCUUGAAACUACAAACGAACUCAUUCGCACAAUGGUUCUUAGAAUGACCGCGUGGAUCAACAUAAAAAAUUUUGCUUGGCAACAAAGAUUAUCGAUGAAGCAUUUGUCUUUUAUGUUUGCGAUACCUGAACAAGAUUGCGAUAACAACUCCUUUCUCCAGUACAUGAUGGAGCUUUAUCUGCAACAAAAAAUAAUCGAACACUUAGGCCAUUUUGCCGUUAAGCAUACACCUGUUGUUAAAGGUCUUGACAGUAUGGAUGACCUGGGAGCUAAGCGAAGAGUUCUGUUGCUUAAACCAUUAGGCGAUUUAAUAACGAAUAUUAUAAAUCAACCAAAGAACCAUCAUGUUGAAUUUAUCCACAUAUGUCGAAUCAUAGGAUUGUUCAUGAGUGUACAAUAUCCAAAAGAAUACGCAACAAAUGCUGCUAUUUCACUCGACCAUACUUGUGUUAUAAGUCAUGGAGAGACAGUCAUCAAGUCAUGCAAAUACGUUGGGACUAAUUUACAUAAUGUAGAUAACGAAAACCAUAUGUCGGUAGGGAAAAGCAUAACUCUUGAGUUAUAAUAUAUAAUUUAAAUAAAUCAUUUCUAUACUCUCGGGUUUAGUUUAAUAAAUAAUACAUAAAAUAUGAAGUACUUAUGUUAUUAUAUUUCUUAAAUAUUUUUUG